Messenger RNA from Rhea pennata, 3521 nucleotides. RefSeq names its product GID complex subunit 4 homolog (gene GID4). Gene Ontology annotation, biological process: protein catabolic process in the vacuole; protein targeting to vacuole; proteasome-mediated ubiquitin-dependent protein catabolic process. NCBI's taxonomy places the organism in Eukaryota, Metazoa, Chordata, Aves, Rheiformes, Rheidae. The transcript has 6 exons. Gene Ontology annotation, cellular component: GID complex. The record is from RefSeq and is a predicted model, not a curated record. Bases 51 to 737 code for a protein of 228 amino acids.
GCCGGCCGCGCGCAGCCCCGGCCACGCUGGCGCCCGGGGACCCGCCCGAGAUGCCGGUGCGGAGCGAGCGGUGCCGCGCGGGCGGGGCGGCGGCGGCGGCCGGCUCGGCCUCGUCUCCGUCCUCCGGGGCGGCCGCCAGCAGCCUGGUGCCGCCGCCCCCCAUCAACACGGCGCAGCCCGGCGUGGCCACCUCGCUGCUCUACAGCGGCGCCAAGUUCCGCGGGCAGCAGCGCAGCAAGGGCAACGCCUACGAGGUGGAGGUGGUCAUGCAGCAUGUGGAUAUGGAAAACUCCUAUCUCUGUGGAUACUUGAAGAUUAAAGGCCUUACAGAGGAGUAUCCAACCCUCACCACUUUCUUUGAAGGGGAAAUAAUCAGUAAAAAGCACCCUUUCCUAACGCGCAAGUGGGAUGCUGAUGAAGAUGUGGAUCGUAAACACUGGGGAAAGUUCCAGGCUUUUUACCAGUAUGCAAAAACAUUUAACUCCGAUGACUUUGAUUAUGAAGAUCUGAAAAACGGUGACUAUGUCUUCAUGAGAUGGAAGGAACAGUUCCUAGUUCCAGAUCACACUAUCAAAGACAUCAGUGGUGCUUCCUUUGCUGGUUUCUAUUACAUCUGUUUCCAGAAGUCAGCAGCGUCUAUAGAGGGCUAUUACUACCAUAGGAGUUCAGAAUGGUAUCAGUCAUUGAAUUUAACUCACGUUCCUGAGCACAGUGCUCCUAUCUAUGAAUUCCGAUGACAGCUGUCCAGAACUGAUACCGCACAGAAGCAAACCGGGCAGGAGAGCAUGGCCUGCCAGGAGAACUGUGUCCCUGUCAGAGCACAGGAAUGCACGCUUCUCUCCUGCCCCUCGGACUCGCAAGAGAGAGCCUGAAUGUUAACCCAUCCAGCCCAAGGAGCGUGGCUGCUGGAGCUUGAUUCUGCCUCCUGUUGAGUGGCGAUUUGAUCUUUAAUCUGGUUUUAAGCUACCUUUAAAUGCACUUUCUUAUUGCACAGCUAGUUUCUCUAUCACUGAAAUUCUUCCCAGCCCUCCUCUGGAAGCUGUUUCUCAGUAGCUGGAAUCAGUGGUUUUUCCUCUGAGUAAUGAGAAAAUAUAAGUUUGGUGCUUAUAUUUUCAUUGUUACAGCCUGAUAUGGGUUGAAAUUGCCAGGACUGAGGUUUGUUGCCCAGAUUGCCAGCUCUGAUACUCCCAGAGGCAGGUGUUGGUGUUGGUGAGACUGCUUUGCAGAGAACUGUUCUGCUGCAAAAUUGGGGGAGUGUUGGCUGAGACAGAUGAAGCUUGAAUGAAUCUCUGCUUCACACUGGCUAACGAGGUUAGCCAGAGCUGCAGAUCUUUGAGGAACACUGGCCCUUCGGAGCUGGGAGCUGUUCCAGUGUCUUGAUGUGCUGUUGGGAAUUAAUUUGAUAUAUGGACUUACAGGCUCUCAGUAAAGUGGAUCUGAACUCUGCUUAUAGGUGUAUAUUUGCUCUUUACUUAAGUUAAGGGUUUAAAAAAAAGACUUUUAUUAAAAAAAAUAUUUUUAUGGUUCCUUUUCCCAAGGACCCUCUGGCAAAUGCACAAUUACUCGAUUACAUUUUCCCGUUUUCACAUUGAAAACAGGGAACGUCUACGUUAGUUUUUAUAUAUGUAUAUGUAAUCAGCUAGCGCUUUGGGAAAGUAAUCGGAGUACAAGUGUUGAACAGCAUUGCAAACAGUUCUAGAACUGCUCAGCAUUUGUACUUACCCUUCAUGCUACACCAACACCACUGCUCGAUAUCUUUUUACAAGGCAGAAAAGAGAAAAAACAAAAAAGUAACUCUCCUGACUUCAAAAUGUUUCAAGUGAUAUAACUUAAGGCUUGUGUGCCAAAGUGUGUGUGUGUGUAUGCGCGUGCAUUUUUUAAAGGCAUUUUAAAAGUUGGCCUCAGUUGUAUAUUUAAUGUGACAGUCACACCUGCAGGGCUUUUGUGAGAGUUUAGUUUGCAUUUUUUUGGCUGUUAACAACCCUAUUAAAGCGGGCUUGUGUCAUGCACCAACCAGGCAGGUUAUGAGAAUUGGUUUGCUGCCUAUGAGAGGAAAGCAAAGCCCUCUGCAUACCUUGUGCUAAAGUUGUUUGGUUUUUCUUUUAACUAACUUUCUUCCUUUUUGCAGUGUGUCUGUCUGGUAUAUUGCAGCAGCUGAAUUUCUAGUUUAAGCCUUAACAAGAAAGUAUUCAGGUCUCAGUGAGCCCUUUUCAUAUAUUCCAAAUUGGGAUCUUGCGUUGUUGAAGUGACCGGGCUGGUUUCACCAGAUGAUGCAGUAUUGAAAGCACCCUCCUUUUGCAUGCUGUUCAGUGCAGAUGAAUCCUUUCCCCAGAACACAUGGAGAGAGACUUGCUCACGCGUGAAGGCGGGAGACCCAGCCUUUCCGCAGGCUGGGAAGCCGCCUGCUGUGUUAGCGAUGGAGGAAGCGUGUGCCAUUGUGUUGGUCAUUGCUGGUAGGUUUGUAGAGUAGCUCAAAGGCAAGUAGGAGAGUGAUUCCAGAGGACGUGGAGGGAAAGAGGGGCCGUCUCUAGGGCUGACGUGAGGGCAGAACAGCUGGGAAACAAAGAUUCCCUUUUUACUCUGCUCCCCUCAGAGAAACUCAGACCCUUGGGAGGUGAGGGAAGGUGCUUCUUACUGAGUGGUACUGGGAGAUGUCCUGGUUUUUGAAGCUGAAACUAAUGGUGCUCUUCUGCUUCAAAGAAGUGAAGGGACUAGUCUUCUCCAAGACAGUUCCAAAAGACUGCUUUGCAAAUACAGAUAUUCUUACUCCAUGGAUUGUUUACAUGCCUCUGGAGCUGCGUGCAAUAUCGGUGGUGACACCAGUCUCCUUUGUUCCCUGGGAUUGUCACAAUGCCAGUGUUACGGUCAGAUUGUUAGCGUUGUUUAGUUGAAACACUACGGUGGUCACUUGUAUAAAGUGGGUUAGAGGGGUCCUGGGGUUAUUUAAUACAUACACCUGUCCCCAAAAAUUGCCCCAAUGUUUUUCUCUGAGCCACUGAGACUUGAUAUUUUGAGAGAAGGGUGGGGAAGGAGUCCUUUCUCCAUCCCUCUGCCCAUCUCAUUCCAACCAGCUUGAAGCGUAUUUCAGCUGAGAUCCAAAAUUGCCAGAUCGAUGCCUCUUUGUAAGGUGCAUGUCAUGGAUUUGUAGCAGGUCUUGAAGCCAAACCACCAGCUGUAACAGCUGAAAGGUUUGAAGGGGCUGUCUGUGUUCAGAACUUUCCUUCUCUAAAGCCUUGAUUUUAAUUUUCUUUUUCUUCGAAUCGUUUGAUAAGCGACAAAGAGCUGUUAAGUAUGUUGCGUUGUGGUGAAAGGUAGCUAACCAGGUGAGAUUCUGGGGAGAGGAAGUAAGAAACUGGAUAUUUGAGUCUUUUGAAAAGGUUGUGUGUUUUUUUUUUUUUUUUUUUUUUUUUUUAACUACGUUGGCUGAAGAAUUAGUAUAUUUAUGGAUGGAAUAUGGAAAAGGGACUGGAAGUAUUUUGCAGAGCUAUAAACGUCCAAAUUAAAAACGAAAUGUAUUUACA